AUGGGAGAUGCAUCAUCGCCUGCAUCAGACCUAGCCUUGGUCCCUGCGCAUCUUGAGGAGCUUGAUUUUGUGAUCGAAGAGUAUGGCAAUAGGCUUUUCGUUUUUCAGGGCUUUCCUACUCCUCUUUUUGCCGAGAUUAUCAAAAUCAAUUACAUCCGCAUGCGAGCCGCAAAAUAUAUGCCCGUGGGAGCAGGGGACCUCACCUAUGAAGCAUUCGAGACACUAAAUCGUAUCGAAAAUUUCUCUCCCAAGCAAUGGGCCGAGUCGAAGCCAUUAUCAAAAAGAGAAGGGUGGACGCUUCUUGGAAAGGUGCACCAGGUCACCGUGGCUUUGUACUGCAUCCAUUCGCUACAGAGCGUCUCGGUCCUCCCUCAUAUUCAGCCUUAUAGAGAAAUCUAUGCCUCGCACGGCCAGGGUCUACACACUCUUCUGAAAACAGCAAUGUCAUUACCACCAACAAAGCGAUUCAUGCUUUGGCCGCAGAUAGUCCUCGACGUAGAGGCUGUGAAAGGGGGCGUGGCCAAGCGUUCCUUUGUCCAAUGCCAACUACCAGCGCUGAGCAGACACACUGGCAUGCUUGCACCGUUGACAGCGAAGAGUGUGCUUGAAAAGGUUCUGGGAUUCGAGUAA
Messenger RNA from Aspergillus chevalieri, 630 nucleotides. RefSeq lists its product as uncharacterized. NCBI's taxonomy places the organism in Eukaryota, Fungi, Ascomycota, Eurotiomycetes, Eurotiales, Aspergillaceae. The record is from RefSeq and is a predicted model, not a curated record. Bases 1 to 630 code for a protein of 209 amino acids. The transcript has a single exon.